Bombyx mandarina (wild silkworm) is the source of this 1470-nucleotide messenger RNA. RefSeq lists its product as uncharacterized. The record is from RefSeq and is a predicted model, not a curated record. Lineage: Eukaryota; Metazoa; Arthropoda; Insecta; Lepidoptera; Bombycidae.
AUGCCUUGUGGUAAGCGUCCUCUUGUGAAAGCAUGGGACAAACCGAAAAAAUUAAGAGUUGUAAUUCCCUCACGCUACGAACAAAAUGAAGCGUCAGUUAAACAACACUGGAAAAACGUUAUAAAAUCUCUAGAACUGAGCUACAAAGAUGAUCAGUUCUGGGAGUCUCAAAGUGAAGUGGUACGUCAACUUGUUGGUCCAGUAAUAUUCGAGAGAAUUUCAAAAAUCUUCAACUUGCCAAUGGAAAAGGUACAUUACGAACCGAAAUCUGAAACCGCUUCGAUCGUGCCAUCCGAAGAGUAUUACAAGUCGCGUUCUGGUGACGAUAUUCAAAUUCGCGACACGUAUUCUAUGGCUGACUAUGACUCGUUCAUUGACCAAGAAUCAAACGAGGUGCACGAGGAACAGUCGGAACAAUGGAGCGAUUCAUCACCCUUAACAAGUUCUGAACUAGGAAAGGUUUCACGAAUGAAAUCCUUACAAACAGCACGUUCGAAAUCAGUCAUAGCAUCAAAAACGUUCUCAAAAUCGAUAUCAUUUUCGAAAGUUUAUUCAAGGAAUACAAUAAGAUCGCAAACAAGCAAAAUGAAGAAUUACAAAUCGGAAAUAACACUGUUUGAUGAACAAGCGAACUCCGAAGACGACAUAGAAGUUCAUCCCAGCAUUAAGAGGCCAGGGCAGUACAGGAGAAAGAAAAAUCCUCAUUUUGAAAUGCUUUACUGCAACGAAUCGGAAACUGACAUGAUCAAAUGGAAUUCUAAAUAUAAACAAAGAGCAUUUGAAGUUUCCGCUUCUGAUGAAUUUAGCAAAAAGGCUGAAAUUUUGACUAAGAAAAUCUCAAAGGAAUUCUACGACUGGUGGGUAAGUUUGGGUAACGUGGAAUUCAAAUCGGAGAUCAAACGGCCAGAGGACAUUGAAGACUUAUUCCAAGUCUGGUUUGACGAGCACGCGUCCCGUGGCCUCGUUUUACAUCCCAAGAUUUUGCCGUGUGUUCUAAAAUCAAUUUCUGAAAAAGUCGGAGCACUAAAGUCGUCAUGCCCACGGGUGCUGAAGAAACAGGUCGCUUACGACAUAAAGGCAGAGACAAGUCCAGCUCACGUCAUGGCGUUUGGGACAUGUCUUCCUCAGAAGAUGAAGCAUAUACCGCCUAAGAACAAUACAAAGGCCAUUUGGCGAGGUGUCAAAAUUCCUGAAGAUCUACGCUCGAUGGCCUAUGUGUGGGAGGAUAUACAGCAUCUUACGUCCACAAAGGCUUUCCAUAAAUGGCUUCAACAGAAGCCAAAUUUGUCGAUGCCACCAUUUUUAAAAUCGCUCGACGCUUCCGGCGACAAGAAACAGUUGUUCGUUGUGCCUUCAGACUUUGUUGUGAAGGAUAAAAGCUGGGAUACAUCCGCAAACGACCUAGCUUUACCGGUGUCUCAAUUCUCGAUUGAGCUUAAAGAAGUUCUCAGCAAACUAAUGAAUCAUUAG